Triticum turgidum subsp. durum (durum wheat) is the source of this 1422-nucleotide messenger RNA. NCBI's taxonomy places the organism in Eukaryota, Viridiplantae, Streptophyta, Magnoliopsida, Poales, Poaceae. The record is from the annotation of a GenBank genome assembly.
AUGGCCGGCUGGACCGAUUCUGGCGGCAGCCGGGGGCGAGGAGGAGGAGGAGGCGGCGGCGGCUUCUCAAACCGCGGCGGCGGCAACGCCAACAACACCACCAUGUGGAGAGAGAGAACGCCACCGCAGCCGCAGCCUCAGCCGCCGCCGCAGCCUCAGCCGCCGCCGCAGCCUCAGCCGCCGCCGCAGCAACAGCAACAGCAACAGCAUCACCACCAACAACAGCACCAUCAGCAACAGCAACAGCAUCACCACCAACAACAGCACCAUCAGCAGCAGCAGCAGCAUCGCUACCGUCCUGUCAACCACAAUGACCACUCCUCGCAGCACCCGCGCCACCCACCGGCGGGGGAGCUGGACCGACACCAAGGGCAGGGAGGCUCCUCCACUUCCACCCGGCGCCCGCGGCCAACUCGUCCACCACAGCCUCGCCCCACCUUCACAGACCACAAGCCGUCUCCUACCUCCACACCCAAUGCCAACGAACCGGACGACAAGGCCAGGUGCAAUGCUGCCAAUUUCGAGUGCAACGUCUGCUUUGACAUGGCAGACGACCCCGUAGUCACCAAGUGCGGCCAUCUCUUCUGCUGGGACUGCCUCUACCAGUGGCUCCAUGUCCACUCCAACCACCGCGAGUGCCCUGUCUGCAAGGGCCAGGUCGCUGACGAUGCCAUUAUACCCAUCUAUGGACGUGGCGGCUCUGCAGCGUCUGUUCACGCCGCACCGCCGAGGCCCACUGGGGCCAGAGUUGAAAGCUCCAGACAGCAGCAGCUGCAGCAGUUUGCUGCUUCCAACUUGAAUAUGAUGAUGGACGAAGAUGAUGAAGACGACGACCCCUUUCUCGAGGAGAUUAGUCUUCGUUUUGGAGUUAAUUCGCUGAGAGGUGGUAUGAUGAUCAUACCCGAUGAUGACAUCGAACAAGAUUAUGAUGACUACACUGAUCCCUACCUCCACCGCAACUUUGAUGAGGUAUAUGGCCUUGAUUUAAUGCGACUCCCAUUGUUUAGAUCUGCUGACGCCGCUGAAGCCGUGAUUGGCUCUUCCCGGCGACAUGGUCAUCAUAGUGUUUUUUCUGAUGACAUUAUGGAUACAUUCUUUGACAACACAACCCAUCAGGAGCCAGAUUUUGGUUACCGCGGUGGUCGGCGUCAGCGCGGGAGAGCAAGAGGAACAACAUCUGCAGAUCAUUUCAACGAUCACAUCGUUGGCAUGGUGUUGGGGAGUAGCUUGAGGAUCGAGGACAGCAGCGGUGCAUCUUACCGUGACACCGGUGCUGGUCCUCAUCAUCAUAUUAAUAAUACAGGUGGUUCCUCUCGGCCUAAUGGUGGAUGGGAGAGAAGAGGAAGAAGCAACCGUAAUUCGAAUUCCGGUGGUGGAAGAGGAACGCAGAAUAGCAGGAGGCAAGGAGCAAAUUACAAUUGA